Molecule: messenger RNA, 1122 nt
Organism: Entamoeba invadens IP1
Lineage: Eukaryota; Evosea; Mastigamoebida; Endamoebidae
Exons: 1
Coding region: 1-1122 (373 amino acids)
Source: RefSeq, a predicted model, not a curated record
AUGCAGACAACACACAAGACGUACCUGAACAUGAACGACAUGAAAGUGGUUGCACGCUACUUUGAGAGUCUUGCCGACUUUGUGACACUUGGGAAGGUGUGUCCAUAUUACCGCCACGUGAUGACUGAAAUUGAAAGCAACCCAUUUCCAAUUGACAGAAAGACACUCAAGGCAUUUCCAGCACUCACCACACUCAACAUAUGGAACACUUACGAUGAGCACUUUGGCAACAGCCCAUUCGCACCACGCGAUGGCAUUGCUGAUUGUGCACAAAAGAAGGAGGUGUUCAGUCUCAAGAAGAUCUUCUUUCCACAAGAAUACAAGAGAGAGACAAGCAAAGUGGAUUUCAGCAAGAUACGUGUGUAUUAUGAAGUCGAUUACACAACGUACAGAAGAAAUUGCGAUGAAGAUGCAAAAUACGAAUAUCACAAUGUGGUGUUGGAGAAGGAUGAUGUUGUCAUUUGUGAUGAGACAAUACCAGAUGUGGUGAGAGCUGUGAAGUCACACUGUUUUGAGAACAACACGACAUUGCGGAGUGUUGUUGUUCCUUUGAAAGUGACAUCACUUGAUCAACACGUGUUUAGUGGAUGUUCCAAUUUGAGUGCAAUUUCUCUUCCAAAUGCGUUGUGUGACAUUUCAACAAGUUGUUUUCAGAAUUGUGUGAGACUUGAAGAGAUCAACAUCCCACCACUGGUGACAUCAAUUGAUGCAAAUGCGUUUGACAGUUGCAGUCGCAUCACACACAUAUCACUUCCAAGUGCAGUUUCGUUCUUGAAUGGGUCAACUUUUGCAAAUUGUGUUUCACUGUGUGCCAUCGACAUCAGUGGAGUUGUUGCGUUGGGUGAGAAGUGUUUCUACAACUGCAGAAGUUUGUCAGAUGUGCGUGUUGCUGUCUUGACGCGUGUUGAAAACAAGUGCUUUUGUGGGUGUGAGAAGUUGAGUGUGUUGUGCAAGUUGGCAGAGCAGCAGUCUCUCAAAGCAUCGACAUUUGAGGGAUGCAGUCUGCUGACAUCAAUCGAGUUGUGUGGCAAUUUCAGCACAAUUGAAGGGUAUAAAACUGGUGAGCGUACCGAUAUAAUGGGCGUACUCUUUUAUUGGGCGUACUCGUUAUAUAAAAAGUAA